CAUUAGACUUGGCAUCAUCCCGGGUUCUGAAUGGUUGAAAGGACUUAAUAGUUGGUGCCACUGCUGUCAUGUCCUUUGUUGAUAACCCUUCCUUUUACCCUUUGUAGUGGCGUGGUGAUUUGUCUCUUCUUAGGCUUCUCUAUUCUUUUCCUUCCUUUUCUCCGUCUUUUUUCUUCUUCUUUGCCUUUCUAUCUCAGUUCCUUUUCCUUUCUGGAAAUUUACCCACUUCCGCGCUCCUGGUUACUCGAUUACUUCAGGGUGACGCUGCCUGUGUUGCCGAAUCGAUCGCCCCAACUUUUUUUGUCCUUCUGCCCUUCCACUAUUGAAAUCGGCCCAACCCUCUCACCGCGUGAUGCAUGGUCUCACCUCCCUUACUUGUAUCUGGGUGUAGGACUUGGUCUUCUCUAAUCCGACUGUCUCCGUCACCCGCUUGAGUCCGCCCCCGUGGGGACUGCCUCUGCAAUCACCAUGUCGAACAUGUCGAACAUCUCGAAGGACCUGGGUUCCGCCCUGGAGGAGGCAGGCCAUACCGGUCAGAAAAGCGCGGGAGUCUCGAUCAACACCUUCCUCGCGUCGUUAGCGACGGCGAUCGUUGUCUUUGCCGUCGAAUUCAUCCUAUUUAUGCUGCUGAAAGGAAAACUGACCCGCAUCUAUCAACCCAGGACAUAUUUGGUCCCCGACAGAGAACGUACCGAGCCGUCCCCAUCGGGGCUCUUUCGAUGGGUCGUUCCCGUCUUCCGUACCUCCAGCUCCGAGUUUAUCCAGAAAUGCGGUCUCGACGCCUACUUCUUUCUGCGAUACCUACGCAUGCUUCUCAAAAUCUUCCUACCUCUGGCUUUGCUGAUCCUACCCAUCCUUCUUCCCCUCAACAAGGUCGACGGCAAGGACCAGACGUUCAAAAAUGGCACGGAUAGCGGUCCACGCUGGAAUGUCACGGGUAUGGAUCGACUCUCCUGGGGCAAUGUCGCCCCGGAGCACUCCCAUCGCUAUUGGGGCCAUCUGGUCAUCGCCGUCAUUGUCGUCGUCUAUGUCUGUGCCGUGUUCUUCGACGAGCUGCGGGGCUAUAUCCGUCUACGCCAGGCUUACCUGACAUCUCCUCAACACCGACUCCGUGCAUCGGCGACCACGGUUCUAGUAACCGCCAUCCCGGAACGCUGGCUGUCGGUGGACGCCCUCGAUUCACUCUACGAUGUCUUCCCCGGUGGGAUCCGCAACAUUUGGAUCAACCGGAAUUUCGAUGAUUUGAAUGAAAAGGUGAAGGAACGGGAUGCCCUGGCUUUGAGACUCGAAGCCGCUGAGACCGAACUGGUAAUCAAAUGCAAAAGAGCCCAGUUGAAACAGGCCAAGGCGGCGGCGAAAAAGGAGGGGAAAAGUGCGGCUGAGGUCCAGAAAAAGGAAAAAGAGGCCGCGGAUCGAAAAGCAUCCCGUCUCGCCAUGGAGGCUGGUAUCAGCUCCGGUGAUCCACACCAAGCCCACACCCUCAACGAGGUCUUGCACCGUGACCAAUCGUCGUCGCACGCCUCCGACGCCGGGGGCUGGAAGCGGCUGAACCCCCUCGAUCCCGCCAUGGCGGCCGCGGGUGCAGUUGGUCACGGGACUGAUGGGACCUUGGGCGGCUCAGAAGGCGCCCAGGGGCGGGCUCAUAGCUCCCCCCACCCUCAAGAAGGGUCGAAUAAUAAGGAUCGGCGCAAGUCGCGCUCAUGGCCGGAUACAAUGGCGGAUGACAUGGAUCCGUUUCAAAACAACGAACGGGAUGACCGACCCAGCACUUCGGCGACGCCGCCAAACACAAAAUCCAGGCCGCCCUUGUGGAAGACCCGGCCCUCAAAUCAUUCGAGAGUGAGCAACAAGACGGAGCCCGAUGAACUUCCCCUGACCGCCCCCGAGACACCGACGACACCGACGAACGUGGAGGAAGUAUCCGGGUAUGAACAGGACGAGACCUCGAUGGAAUCAGUGGCCCGCGAAAAGAGUCGUGCGGACGCCCAGAGCGAUCGGAAAGAACGGAAAGUGUCUGAAGAUGAGUACCCAGCUGCGUACAACGCGGACUUUGACAAGGAAGACUUUGGGGAGCCGGCGUGGAAGAAGUAUCUGAAAGACAAGGACCGCGAGACCAUGCGCCUGCCCGUAUUCGGAAUCAGCUGGAUGCCCUCCCUCUGGCUCAUGGGAAAGAAAGUGGACACCAUCGACCACUGCCGAAAGGAGCUCGCUCGUCUGAAUUUGGAAAUCGAGAUCGACCAACAGAACCCCGAAAAGUUUCCCCUGAUGAACUCAGCCUUUAUCCAGUUCAACCACCAGGUAGCGGCACAUAUGGCGUGCCAGGCCGUCAGCCACCACACGCCUAAACAGAUGGCGCCCCGGAUCGUGGAGAUCUCGCCGGACGACGUCAUCUGGGACAACAUGUCACUCAGGUGGUGGGAGCGUUAUCUGCGAACCUUCGGCAUCCUCACACUCGUUUGCGGGAUGGUCGUCGGGUGGGCGUUCCCCGUGGCGUUUACGGGAUUGCUUUCGCAAUUGGCCUACCUGGAGGAUGCUUUCACCUGGCUCGCUUGGCUUGCCACCUUACCCAACUGGCUGGUCUCUGCCAUUCAAGGUAUCCUGCCUGCCCUCUUUCUCGCAAUCCUGAUGGCGUUGCUACCUCUCAUGCUGCGUUUUCUGUGUCGCGCGCAAGGCCUUCACACCGGCAUGGGUGUGGAACUCACGGUCCAGAACUACUACUUCGCGUUUAUGUUUGUCCAGCUGUUCUUGGUGGUUGCGGUCUCAUCCAGUUUUUCCACAAUCAUCAACAACGUGACCAACGUCACUUCGUGGCCGGAGCUCUUGGCUCAGAACAUUCCCCUGUCCAGCAACUAUUUCUUCUCGUACAUGAUCCUGCAGGCCAUGUCGGUGAGCGCGGGUGCGCUGGUGCAGAUUGUCAACCUGGUGAGCUGGUUCAUCUUCGGGCCGAUGUUUGACUCCACCGCCAGGACGAAGUGGGCCCGAACCACCAACUUGAACCAGAUGCAGUGGGGGACCUUCUUCCCGGUCUACACGACACUCGCGUCGAUUGGCCUGAUCUACUGCGUCAUCUCGCCCUUGAUCAUGGUGUUCAACGUGCUCACCUUUGGCCUGUUUUGGUUUGUCUACCGGUACAACACCCUCUACGUGACCAAAUUCCGAUUCGACACGGGCGGGCUGUUGUUCCCUCGGGCGAUCAACCAGUUAUUUACUGGGAUCUACGUGAUGGAAGUCGCCCUGAUCGGCCUCUUCUUCCUCGUCCGCGACGUGGAUGGCACCGUUGCCUGCGAGGGUCAAGCGAUCUGUAUGAUCGUCGUUCUCGUCCUCACCAUCGGAUAUCAGAUCUUGCUGAAUGAGGCCUUUGGGCCGCUGAUCCGAUAUCUGCCCAUCACGCUGGAGGAUGAUGCUGUUCGUCGGGAUGAGGAGUUUGAGCGCGCUCAACGGACACGACUUGGGCUGGCCCGCGAUGAUGACGAAUCGGAUGUCGUCGAGCCUCGCCAGAGAGAGGUCAGCCCGGCGCGCUUGAUGCCUAGGCGCCAAUCAUGGGUCGAUCGGUCUCCAAACCAACGAUCGAAGUACUUUGGGAAUAGCUCAAGUACGUCGGUCCCGACUAUACAGCGUAUCCAAGAAGAUAUGGCGGAGGAUGCGGAGUCUCAAGACCCCUCUCCGCAUCGAGCAGGCCGCGCGCUGUUUGCCGGAAUUCAGGACGAGCUCGAAGAUCUGACGCCCGACGAGCGCGAUCAACUGGUCCAACGAGCCUUCCAGCACGACGCCCUCCGUGCCAAACGACCGGUGAUCUGGAUUCCCCGCGAUGAUCUGGGAGUCAGCGACGACGAGAUCUACCGCACGCAACGAUUCAGCAAGCAUAUCUGGAUCAGCAACGAAUACCAGGCGCUCGACGGCAAGUGCCGCACUAUAUUCAGCCGCAGUCCGCCAGAUUUCUCCGAGGUCGAUCUGAUCCAGCUUUAGCGGUGGGGCUUGAUAAUUGUAUAUGAUAAGACUAGACUGGGGUUCUCUUUUCUUUUCCUUUGGUGUAUGUAUAGAGGGAGUUGGCAUGGACAGUUGAGCGAGCGGGUUGAUUUUCUCUAUCCCAUCGACUUGCAUUGCAGAAACCCGAGCGGCAGGAUCCCUUGGUUGAUUGCAUAUACGGCGUUUUAGUAUUUAUCUACGGUGAUGGACGGAGGCCGGACUACACAUAGAACAAGCCCCAUGGCAGUAUUCUAUCGUUUUCCC
Molecule: messenger RNA, 4230 nt
Organism: Aspergillus campestris IBT 28561
Lineage: Eukaryota; Fungi; Ascomycota; Eurotiomycetes; Eurotiales; Aspergillaceae
Product: putative DUF221 domain protein
Exons: 4
Coding region: 469-3966 (1165 amino acids)
Cellular component (GO): plasma membrane
Molecular function (GO): calcium-activated cation channel activity
Source: RefSeq, a predicted model, not a curated record